Molecule: messenger RNA, 2543 nt
Organism: Nymphalis io (European peacock)
Lineage: Eukaryota; Metazoa; Arthropoda; Insecta; Lepidoptera; Nymphalidae
Gene: Vps33B
Product: vacuolar protein sorting-associated protein 33B
Exons: 2
Coding region: 167-2098 (643 amino acids)
Biological process (GO): vesicle-mediated transport; intracellular protein transport
Cellular component (GO): lysosome; CORVET complex
Source: RefSeq, a predicted model, not a curated record
AAUAGUUGAAUACCUAAUAGUAAACAUUACAUAUUUAUUGAAUUUGGUAUAAAUAAUUUUACUAAAGCUAUCACAGUGUAGUUAGCUUAAGGAAAAUAAAAUAUAAUGCGUUUUGUAAAAAAAUGCUGUAAUUGAUGAAAAUAGGUGUUAUUCAAAAUACAAAAUCAUGGAACAGCCGCUUUCGUUAAAGUUAGCUUCGUUAAGUCUUAUUUCCCAGCAUAAAUUAGAAAAGAUACUCGAUCAAUGUGGCGACAAAGCAGACUUAAUAAUUGACCCAUCUCUUAUAAAACCAUUGGAAAGAAUAUGUGGUGUUAGUUGGCUCAGGCAACAUGGAAUUGAAAAAAUAUACAAAAUGGAUCCUCAAUUGGGUACUACAGCGAACAUCAUUAGAGUUUAUUUAAUACCGGCUUCCAUAAAAAAGUACAAGUGUGUUUUAGAUCAGAUAUCGUCAGUCUUGUGCCAAAACCCAUCUCUAACAGAUGCCAAAUGUUUCAACAUUAUAAUUGCACCAAAAGUUAUUUCCACAUUUGACUCUAUAUUAGAGAACAGAGGUCUUUAUGAUAUAGUUAAGCUGCAUUCAUUCUCAUGGGAAUUAAUGUAUCUUGAUGAUCAGCUACUUAGCUUAGAAUUGCCUUUUCUUUAUAAGCAAUUAUUUGUUGAACAGAAUCAUUCUCUAUUAUCAAGCAUUUCCAUGUCAUUAUGGAGUCUAUUUCAUGUUACUGGCCGACCCAAAUGUAUAUUAUCCUUAGGUAAAUUAUCGGCAAGUGUUUUAGAUAUAUUGGAGGUAUACAAAGAGAGUUAUUCCAGAGAUUUUAUAAGUUCUGAUUCCUCACAUGAUAUUGGGGCGUUAAUUGUGAUGGACAGGGAUCAAGAUUAUGCUUCGAGCUUACUCACACCAGCGACAUACAGCGGUUUGUUAAGUGAAAUUUUUGAUAUCAGCUGUGGCCAUUUAGAAGUAAAUGGAAAUGAUACAAAGUUGAAGAGAGGAAAACUUAAUUUUACUACUACUGAAGGAAAUACUGCAAAAAAUACAGUCAUAACCCUAGACAGUUCAUUAGAUAAUUUGUAUGGUGAAAUUAAGCACAGACAUUUCUCUGAAGUUUUAAGUGUAUUGAGCUCAAAAGCUAAGUUGUUAAAAAAUGAAGACAUUAAAGCAUUAGGCAUUCAGGAAAUGAAAGAAUUUGUUGCCACAAAACUACAACAAGUUACACUUUUUAAACAGAAUCUAGUCAAUCAUGUUUUAGUUAGCGAAACAAUAAUAUCGGAAAUGAACAAUAAAUUCGAAAAUUUGACAUUUACCGAAAGUGAAAUGCUAAAUAACAGAAAUAAAAAGUCCAAUUUCACAUAUAUUGAUGAGAAUUUUGGUACAGAUAUCCAUAUAUACAAUAGCUUACGACUUAUGUGCUUACUUAGUUUGACCCAAGGGUUAUCUUAUGAAGAAUAUAAUACUCUUGUAAGCAAGUACUUGAUAGCGUUUGGUUACAAGUUUUUAUAUGUUUUUAAUAAUUUGAUCACUGCUGGGCUGUUGGUACAACCAUCCAGCCCGAAACUUUCCUUGUCUAAUUUAGGUAACCUAAGUGAGCGAUUACCGAGGUGGCAAAAUGAAUUUCAAACUGUAGCUAAUAAAUUAAAGCAGUUGCCUUCGAAAUCUGAUGAUGGAAAAUCACCGAGUUAUGUGUUUAAUGGUGGAUAUGUUCCAUUGGUAGCAGUUAUAUGCAAUGCCUUACUAACAUCUGACUCUUUAGUAGAGGUUUUGUCAAAGUUAUCAGCUCUCAGCGAUCUCAAAGUGGGCGGGACUGUAAUUGAAAAAUUCAAGGAUGGUAUGGAAACAUUGAAUGAAAAGUUGUCGAAUUUAAAUCUGCAAAAUGAUUUGGAAUUUGGAUGCAGAGAUGCUAAAUCAAUAUUAAAGACUUUGAAAGCUGAUAAGUUGGGUGGCUUUUCUCUAAAGCCUAAAACAAUUUUGGUAUAUGUAAUUGGUGGGGUGACAUAUGCUGAAAUAGCUGCUUGUGAUGUUAUCCAGGCUAAUACGAGCAGUAAAAUUAUAAUAGCGAGUGAUUGUGUUGCUAGUGGUUGUGAUUUGAUGGCAGCCAACACCUAAUUAUUAACAUUGGUGAAAAGAAUCUCAAUAGCAUUUGACUUGCGCAGCAAUGCAUUUUCACAGAAUUAUUUACAUUAAAACCUUUAAUAAGUAUUUCAUAAAUUAUAUUAAGUGUAUAAUACUUUUAUAUUCUACACAAAAAUUUACAAGUCUCUUAUGAUUAUAAUAGUAUUUAAGAACUUCUCAAAUGUAUUAUAUUAACCUCGGGUUUUUAAAAGCUGAUUAAACUUAAAUUAAUGAAUGUGACUAUCUGAUUGUAAAGCUGACUGGAUCAGCGUUUUACGAACUAGUGUGUUAGUUAAAUUGUUAGUAAACCUACUGCAUACUUUUAUCUGUAUGCAUAUUUUUUUUUAUGUGUCUGAUCUUUUUCAAUCAUGAAUAGUCUAGUGAAUUAAACCAACUUUUUUAUUAAUUUUGUAAAAUUAACAGGUGUAUCUAAUAUUUU